Messenger RNA from Dovyalis caffra, 222 nucleotides. Lineage: Eukaryota; Viridiplantae; Streptophyta; Magnoliopsida; Malpighiales; Salicaceae. The record is from the annotation of a GenBank genome assembly.
AUGAUUGAGAGGGAUUUUAGGGCUGGUGGGUUUGCUGGGUAUAUGGUGAAAGAUAUGGGAAUGCGUGUGGAUGUUAUGGAGGAAAGUGUGGAUGAGAGGGUGCCUAUCUUGCCUGGUGCUGCUUUAGGUAAGCAGUUGUUCGCUGGGAUGGUGGCAAAUGAAGAUGGACAUCUUGGCACCCAAGCUCUUAUAACUGUCCCAGAGAGGCUUAAUGGCAUGUAA